AACCCGACCCAACAUACCGAGUACAUGUACCUAUCAAAAAAAGCAAUUACGGCGAACAACAAAACAACAUCGAGACAGAUACCCCUUGCGAAAACGAAAUCAGCGAUAUCAAAACAGGACAUCUGAGUUCUGUUACGCGUUACGAAGGCGAAAUCAGCGGAUUCAAGGAGAGCGACUGCGCCAUUGGAUCUCGCACAAAGAAAACCAAAAUUUGUACCGAGUUUGAUAAAGACUCACUGUAUUGGAAUCAGACCACUGAAUCUAACCUAAUCAACGACGUUGAAAUAAACGACGGCUUGUUGCCAGUUAAAUCUGAAGCACAAGACUCAGUUUCUGGGUGCCUCUUGGAGGAACCCUUUAAACCUGACCCAGACAUGGCAGACCCAUUCUAUGAAGAAUACUUGGACCUUGGGGGGCUCUUCCCAGACCUCAUUCCCAAUUUUGAUACCCUUGACAUGUUCCCUUGUUUGGAUGAAGAGAUGCCAUUGAAAGAGUUGAAGCCAUUGGCUGUCCCCUCAAUAGAACCUCAUCCAUCUGAAGUGGAAUCUACAGCAUGCCCUUCACCAGACAUCAUGAAGGAGAUUGAUAACCUUUUGGCAGAAGCAGAUGUAAGUGAUAUGGAAACUAAAUCUGUUGAGGAACUCCUUAAUGUUGAAGUAGUGGACGAGGCACCCGUAGAUCAGAAGCAGUCCGAACUUUUCUAUUCCUGUGUGUCAUCCCCUGUGAGUGUCAUCUCUACAUCCGACUCCUGCACCACAACUGUUGCAGAGAAUGUGAACAUUGAUGCCGAGUUGCAGCAUUUGCUCGAGUUGCUUGAGAAUACAGAUGGACAGGAACUGAAAACCAUUGAGAAAACUGAUCUCCACCUAGAAUGCUCUCACAGACCACCAAAAAGAAAGCUAAAAACAUCUGAGGAAACUCCAGUAAAGAGGCAAAAGCAUUCUCCUGCACAAUCGGCAAAUGUUGACAAAGUAACAGCAAGAAGAAUAAAGAACAAUGAAGCUUCAAGGACUUGUAGAGCUUCACGUAAGCAAAGAGAACAAGACCUAUUUGCUAAGGAAGAAGAACUUUUAAAAUCAAAUGCUGAGUUAAAAGCUCAGCUUGAGGAACUGACCAAAGAAACUGAAGCCCUAAGAAAGGUCCUUAUCCAGCGUUUAAGUGGUGUGACUACUGUAGGUUGAAGUAGUUUUUUGACUUGAGGUUCUGAGCCAUGUGGGAUAGGCUUAGCAGUCAUAUCAGAGCAUGUCAUGAGCAUCGAUACAUGUGUACAACAAAUGAAGAAGGUUGUUCUGUGGCCCUUUAUGACUUCAUUGUGGAAUAGUCUUAGGCCACAUACCAGUCGUCUUUAGUUGUUUUGAAUAUUAAAAAAAGUUUAGUGAACACAGAUAUGCCACAAAUAUCAAGAAAUAAGUUCCUAAGUUGCUUUUAAGUCAACAACACUCAAAUGCUGGAUUUUUUGGACAGUUUGUUCUUUAUUCUUUGAUAAGGGUACCAUCCAAGCCAAGUAUUCUUAUAGUAAAAUAUGGAAAACGUGUGAACAUUUUUAUGGGUCAAAUAUGUAAAUAAUAUUAUAACCAUUUGUGUCAUUUUUCCUUAGCACUCAUCCCCCAAAAAAAUGAAAAAAGGAUUAUCAAAAAAUAAGGCAAAAAAAAUUAGGUAGUAAUUAUGUAAACUGUUAGGUAUUUGCAUGUCAUUAUAAUCAUGUUGUAUCAUUACUUUUGUUGGUAAAAUAAAAAAUUUAUAAAAUGUA
Exaiptasia diaphana is the source of this 1750-nucleotide messenger RNA. RefSeq lists its product as uncharacterized. Gene Ontology annotation, molecular function: RNA polymerase II cis-regulatory region sequence-specific DNA binding; DNA-binding transcription factor activity, RNA polymerase II-specific. Gene Ontology annotation, biological process: DNA-templated transcription; regulation of transcription by RNA polymerase II. The record is from RefSeq and is a predicted model, not a curated record. NCBI's taxonomy places the organism in Eukaryota, Metazoa, Cnidaria, Anthozoa, Actiniaria, Aiptasiidae.